UUGUCAUCAUCGACACUUACGUUGUAAAUAAGACAACGUGCUGAGCUAGCUAGCCGUUAGAAAGUGACAGUUAGCAGCAAGCUAACUGUAAGCUAAAAAUAUUCUCCUGCCGAAGUGGUUUGAGGUGGGCACAGCUGAACUGCCAGAGGGGACACGUUUGUAGUAGCGUGGCAGUGAGUAGUGAGGCAUUAUGGGCAACACAAGUGACAGGGUGUCUGGAGAACGCCAUGGAGCCAAAGCCCACCGCUCGGACAGCAGCGGCAGUCACAAAGACCAAGAACCCAGCAGCAAGAUGGUGGACAGCACAGAUGACCCCAACAUCUUCAACACCCACGGGCCAGAGUCCAAGGCGUUAGAAGAGAAAGAAUCCGAUCUGAUUGAGCAGAUGAAUACUGGUCCUCAGGCUCGUCCCACGGUCAUCCGCUGGGCUGGGGGGGGAAAGGAGGUCUACAUAGCCGGUUCCUUUAAUAACUGGAGUACCAAGAUACCACUAAAUAAGAGCCAUAAUGACUUUGUAGCGAUCCUGGACCUGCCAGAAGGAGAGCACCAGUACAAGUUUUUUGUAGAUGGACAGUGGGUCCACGAUCCCUCAGAGGCGGUUGUAACCAGUCAGCUCGGCACCAUCAACAACCUGAUCCAGGUGAAGAAGUCCGACUUUGAGGUGUUUGACGCCCUGCACGUAGACUCUCUGGAGUGCUCAGACACAUCAGACCUGUCCAGCUCCCCUCCAGGUCCAUAUGGGCAGGAGCAGUACAGCUUCAGACCUGAGGAGCAUUUCAAAGCCCCACCCAUCCUCCCUCCUCACCUCCUCCAAGUCAUCCUCAACAAGGACACCAAUAUAUCCUGUGACCCCGCCCUGCUGCCUGAACCCAACCACGUCAUGCUAAACCACCUUUACGCCCUCUCGAUUAAGGAUGGAGUAAUGGUGCUGAGUGCGACUCACAGAUACAAGAAGAAAUACGUCACCUCUCUGCUUUACAAGCCUAUCUAAGCCGCAACUUGGGUGCUUCACACUGCGUUUAGAGAACAGCAUGUUUGUAUUCUGCUGUUUUUUUUUUUUCUUUCUCAGUGCUAUCACAUUUAGCCAAAACGUGCACUGAAACUGGAUAACAGGCCAGUGGCUGUGACUGUGGCUUGGUUUUGGAAAAAGGUUGCACUUCUCUCUACAUAGGGCUCUGAACAAAAAUAAACGGGUGUGUAGGAAGGUAGGCUGUCGGAGAGAGAUGAAAACCAUACUGUGGCUUUUACCUGUGACAUCUACAGACAGAUAGGAGAGAGACUGACUGAAUCACUGUCUGUAUUUGAGUGUUUGCUGCACCUUGUGAAUAUAUGCUUGUCUUGUGUUUAAAACAGGAUUUUAUUUAAAUGUGCGGUGUAAAGGAAGAGGGUGCUCUGUGAAAGAUCAGUUUCUUUUAAUGGUGAUUUUAAGGAUGCUCUCCUAAAGUGAGGGCUUUUUGAUUGUUAUUGAUGUGGAUUAGCAGUUUGAUUUUAAAGUAUUGUGUUAAUUAAGUCAGAAUAACAGAAUGGCCCAAAGCCGAGGUCGAAAAUAGAUGCUACAGAGAGCAGCAGGCUUGGCUUUGGUUGAACAUAAUGUGCAAUAACCUACAUCUUAUUUUGUCGGCACAUAUUAGAUAUAUUAUUAAAUUUCUCCCAGUUCAGCCGUCAUUCAGUGGCAUCUACAACGUGAACUAAACCACCAACAAGUCCAAGAUUCCAGUUGUGUUAAUGUAAUGGUCACUAAACAUAGAUGGAGUAGAAGAACCCACUUUCCAGAUGGGGAAUGGAGGUCAAAGGUUGAUGUUUAGUUCUGCUGUUGCCUUUAUCUUGACGUAAUUUAGCACUUUACCAUCCUGUGAGCAGGAGCGAUAUAAGCUUUUUAACUAUGCAGCGGACAACUCUUACUGUAUUGUAGCUUCUCUGCAUUAUAGAACCCAAUUUGUGCUUUUUUUUCUUUUUAUCAAAUAGUAAUGUACUGUAUGCAUUUGUUACAUGUGUAGUCAUACACAGAGGCGUGUACACGUAAACAGUUUGAACUUGCUGCUUUG
Sander lucioperca (pikeperch) is the source of this 2045-nucleotide messenger RNA. RefSeq names its product protein kinase, AMP-activated, beta 2 non-catalytic subunit (gene prkab2). Lineage: Eukaryota; Metazoa; Chordata; Actinopteri; Perciformes; Percidae. The record is from RefSeq and is a predicted model, not a curated record. Gene Ontology annotation, cellular component: nucleus; nucleotide-activated protein kinase complex; cytoplasm. Gene Ontology annotation, biological process: signal transduction. Gene Ontology annotation, molecular function: protein kinase binding. The transcript is spliced from 8 exons. Bases 191 to 991 code for a protein of 266 amino acids.